UCAUUCUCUAGAGGAAGAAGCGAGCUACAGGAGCGCCAACAAUGAGUACCAUGAAGUUCUGCCGCGAGUGCAAUAAUAUUUUGUACCCAAAAGAGGAUCGUGACCAGAAGCUGCUCCUGUACGCUUGUCGCAACUGCGAUCACCAGGAGGCUGCCGACAACAAUUGCGUGUAUCGGAACGAAGUUCAUCACACAGCCGAUGAGAGAACGCAGGUUCUCCAAGAUGUUGCGUCGGAUCCCACGCUUCCCCGCACAAAGGAUGUGCGAUGCUCGCGAUGCAAGCAUGGAGAAGCAGUCUUCUUCCAGGCAACAGCGAGGGGUGAGGAAGGGAUGACGCUAUUUUUCGUAUGCUGUAAUCCCAAUUGCGGCUAUCGCUGGAGGGAUUGAUCAAAAGAACAUAUCGGUGCUCGCGAAGUGUUUCCUCCACUUCGGAACGCGUGCGUUUUUCGCUACAGUUCUUAUCUUACACUUGAAAGUUAUAGAUUUUUCGUGUCAA
Selaginella moellendorffii is the source of this 495-nucleotide messenger RNA. Its product is annotated as DNA-directed RNA polymerases II, IV and V subunit 9B. Lineage: Eukaryota; Viridiplantae; Streptophyta; Lycopodiopsida; Selaginellales; Selaginellaceae. The record is from RefSeq and is a predicted model, not a curated record. The coding region runs from base 42 to 386 and encodes 114 amino acids. Gene Ontology annotation, biological process: transcription-coupled nucleotide-excision repair; maintenance of transcriptional fidelity during transcription elongation by RNA polymerase II; DNA-templated transcription. Gene Ontology annotation, cellular component: RNA polymerase II, core complex. Gene Ontology annotation, molecular function: DNA-directed RNA polymerase activity; zinc ion binding; nucleic acid binding. The transcript has 5 exons.